AUAAUUCAUUAGUGUAGUUGCUUGGUGACAGAAAGUACUACUGUUCUAAAAUUCCAAGUUCAUCGUCUUCAAUCUACACCCAGAGAAUACAAUACAUUACACUAGCCAUCAUGCCUGUUAACACAAUGAUUCCUCAGCACGACCAGACAUUAGUAAAAGGAAAACAUAAUUUGGGCCUAAAUACAUUUGUGGCAUUUGAUUCGUUAUUGGACGAGUUAGACAAGAGCCUGGACGACGUCGCCACCCAGAUGAGCUCUGUGAAGAGAGCCAGGGACGAGUUGCACUCUACAACAAAGACACUUCGGCAGAAUCUGGAUCUGUGCGCAACCAACUCUUGGUACGACGCAGAGUAUUGUCAAAAACUGAAGAGGGUUUCUUCGGAGAUAAGGAAAAGAGAGGAGGUUGUGAAGACUCUGGAGAGAAAAGAGACACAGCUGUCCCGCUCGCUUUUGAGUGUUAUAACGGAUUGGGUGAAUGAAGUAGAGCGAAACCUCGGUACUCAGUCUGAAAGCUCUGGCAGAGCUGGUGAAGAUAAAGUCACUCUAAUGGAGAAAGCAGCAGGGAUCUCACAUUGGAACAAAUAUUCUGGUGGCGUACCUGAAUUGAUGGAGCUUUAUACCAACCACUAAUAAAGAUGCAGGUGGCUGCAAUAAAUAAAAUGCAAGUUCUAAAAUAAAUGUGAUUUUGUUUACAGUGUUUAAAAUUAAAAUGGGCGGAUAAUAUAUACCA
Homalodisca vitripennis (glassy-winged sharpshooter) is the source of this 729-nucleotide messenger RNA. RefSeq lists its product as uncharacterized. The transcript is spliced from 2 exons. NCBI's taxonomy places the organism in Eukaryota, Metazoa, Arthropoda, Insecta, Hemiptera, Cicadellidae. Bases 111 to 629 code for a protein of 172 amino acids. The record is from RefSeq and is a predicted model, not a curated record.